AUGGGGCCACUCAAGGAUCGCUUCAAUGUGGACGAGUACCGGGCGAUUAUGGAGACCCGACCGGGUGAGCGGAUGUACAAGCGUCGUGUCAUCAACCUCAUCUUCCACACCUUGGGAGUGAAGGUCCACGUCGUGCUGACCAAGAUCGUGAAGUUCAUGAAGGACAACGCGCUGGUCAUCUGGUACGCGGGACACUGGGUGACUUAUCCGGAGGACUCGUCGUAUGGGGUGAAGGAGAAAAAGAAACGCAAGAGUCUGCAUGAUCCUGCCAUCAAGAAGUACGCCGAGCUGGCCGCCGAACUUCUGAACGCAUGGACCCCAAAAACGAUCCUGUACGAGCCAGUCAUCUGGGUGUAUCCGGCGAAGGUCUGUCCUUGGAUCGUGUUCGACAAGUCCGAGAAGAAACCGGAUGGGAAGUCGUACACGAUGGCCGAGCAGCUCGAGAUCCUGGAUCGUGAAGAACCGACUCGCAUCCAGUGGACAGGGUGGACCCUGGAUAGGAUCAUCGCGGAUCGUCCGGCGCACAUCCGGAAAAUGCUGCUGUCUCCCGAUGAGCGUGCCAACAACUGGGUCUGCGCUGAUCACCGUAGCUAG
This is a messenger RNA of Phytophthora sojae, 594 nucleotides long. RefSeq lists its product as hypothetical. The coding region runs from base 1 to 594 and encodes 197 amino acids. The record is from RefSeq and is a predicted model, not a curated record. The transcript has a single exon. Lineage: Eukaryota; Oomycota; Peronosporomycetes; Peronosporales; Peronosporaceae.